AUGCCUGCGACCCAAUUUGGAGACAACAGCACUGUCGUCGGUGAUCCGAGCCCUCCCUUGCCCACUACGAAAGAUCACGUAGAUGAUGGCUUCCAUUCUUCUACUUCCAAUGGACAUGCGAAAGGCAAAGCCAAGCUUGAUGAAUUCAUCACAACGGCAGACUACAUGUCGACGGACAGACCUUUCUUCGUGCCUAUUGGCAAGGACGGUUUGAUUGCAGCACUCCAGAAGCUUGAUGCUCAGCUAAUCAAGUCGGGGAGAAACAAAGUUCUGUCUAAGAAGGCACCUGUAGAUUGGAUAGGCAAAGAAAUCAUGCCUGGCCAAGUUGGCCUCAUUAAUCAUGGUGGUACUCCAAAGAUCUUGACGAGACCGGGUCGCUACCCCGGCUUCCCCCUAAGAAACUGGUGGGCGCGCUCGUGGGCCGGGGUCAAAGGCCUCUCGGAUACUGUCAUCGAAUUCCAAGGUCUCACCGUGGUACAGGUAUCGCAGAACCAGGCAGCCGUCAUUUCUGAUCCGCAGAACCACAUCUUCGUCAUUCGAAAUGGAGGCUUCGUAGCGAUGGCCAUCGAGGGUACCUAUGAUGUACUCUCGAUCGUCGACCAAACACAUUUGCCUGGCGUCGUGAAAGAUCGCCUCACUGGCGUGACUCUAGGAUGGACCCACGAGGUCAAGAUGAAGAGCCGUGUUGGUGCCGCGGAAGAGCGCGAAUACGUCGUGGCGACAUUCUUGAAUAUCCCAGCCAGCAAUUGUGCUAUUCUUCAACGCGGUGACGACUUGGAACUUCUUCCUGCUGGACAAUCUGUUGUCACCAACCCCAGCGUCACUCUCCGUGGUCUGUACACCUUGGGUGAGAACCAGCUGGAGAUGCCAACGAAGGACAUCUUCACUCGCGACCAAGUGCCCGUCAGCCUUACGAUCUACUUGAAAUGGCAACUCACAGAGCCUCUGAAAUUGACUACCCACGGCUACAACACGCCCUACGACGCCCUGCGUGAUAAGACCCAAUCAAUACUUACACAGAUCGUAGCCCACCUUGACUAUUCGGCUAUGGUCAAGCAACGGUCAUUGGGUCCUGAUAACAUGCAAGAAGACCCGUCGUCGGCGUUCUUGGAUGCGUUGAGAACCCGCGCGAUGGAUGAGAUGCACGAGGCUGCGUUGGAAUACGGUAUCGUGUUGAAGGAUCUGGCCGUCAUCGAUCGUCAAUUCAAGGGAGAAAUUGCAUCAACCAUGGACAAACUCACUACGCGUGCCUUGCAAGCUCAGGUGGAAGCCGCGAAUGUAGACAGAGAGAACAGCAACAAAGUGAAGCAAGAAGAGGGUGCUCUUGCUGUCGCUCGCAUUAAAGCACAGGCCCGCAAUACAGCCGCAGACGCUGAAGCAUACAGCGUCGUUACUGCUGCAAAGGCUCAGGCCCAGCGACUCAAGAUUGAGGCUGAAGCUCAAGCCGAAGCGACUCGCCUAGCGGCCGAGGCUGAUGCACAGGCCAUCAAGACCAAGGCAGAGGCAGACGCACAGGUGGUUGACCAAUUCGCCAGAGAGAUGGAGCUCAGGCGUAUGGAGGUCGCGCGUGUCAAGGCCUUUGGCUCGAAGACUAUCUUUGUUCCAUCCGAAGCGCAAGGUUCACAGAUGGGUAGCGCAAUGGCGCUUGGUAUGGCCGCUGGCAUGGGUGCGGACGCCCGACGUGCAGCCCAGUAA
Pleurotus ostreatus (oyster mushroom) is the source of this 1695-nucleotide messenger RNA. RefSeq lists its product as uncharacterized. The coding region runs from base 1 to 1695 and encodes 564 amino acids. The transcript has 11 exons. NCBI's taxonomy places the organism in Eukaryota, Fungi, Basidiomycota, Agaricomycetes, Agaricales, Pleurotaceae. The record is from RefSeq and is a predicted model, not a curated record.